Messenger RNA from Coccinella septempunctata (seven-spotted ladybird), 1600 nucleotides. RefSeq names its product solute carrier family 35 member B1 homolog (gene meigo). Gene Ontology annotation, molecular function: UDP-galactose transmembrane transporter activity; UDP-glucose transmembrane transporter activity. Lineage: Eukaryota; Metazoa; Arthropoda; Insecta; Coleoptera; Coccinellidae. Gene Ontology annotation, cellular component: Golgi membrane; endoplasmic reticulum membrane. Bases 253 to 1278 code for a protein of 341 amino acids. Gene Ontology annotation, biological process: UDP-galactose transmembrane transport. The record is from RefSeq and is a predicted model, not a curated record. The transcript has 3 exons.
AUCACUGUUAAUCGCGGUUGUACCUCUUCUCUUCUUAACCGCUAUUAAUUUCUUUCCACGCAAAGAGUUGAUCCACGUUUACCGAAAACGGUUUACGUUGAAUAAUCCAACCAAUGGGGAAUGAAAAUGUCAUGUACAAAGUUGGGAAGGGGUGGUGUUGUGCAUGAAAUUGAAAAAUUCGACUGCAGCGUUUGAUUAAAAUGCAUUCAAAAUCCUUUUGAAGUUUUAGGUUGUUAUGAAAUAAUCAAACAUAUGCUGAAAAUGGAAAAAAACACCAACAAAUUUGUUAUUUGUGCACUAGGAGUAUUUGUUUCUUACUUUUAUUUCGGAAUAUUACAAGAAAAAGUAACGAAAGGGAUAUAUUCGUAUGAAAGUAUUGAUGAAAAUGGAGAAAAAACUAUGAAACAAGAAAAGUUCACUUAUGUGCUCGCUUUGGUUUUCAUUCAAUGUAUUAUAAAUUACAUUGUAGCAUAUGGAAUGCUUCAUAUUGGAUCUCAAAAGGAAGAUAAAACAUCGAAAAUAUAUUAUAUCAGUAUAUCUACCACCUACCUAUUAGCUAUGGUUGCAUCGAAUAUGGCAUUACAAUGGAUUCCUUAUCCCACACAGGUAGUUGGAAAAUCUGCCAAACCAAUUCCUGUUAUGAUUUUCGGAGUUCUUCUUGGACGAAAGUCAUACACCCUCAGAAAGUACUUCUUUGUUCUUCUCAUUGUGAUUGGAAUGGUUUUAUUCAUGUUGAAGGAUAAAACUUCAAGUAAAGUUGAUAAUGGCACUACAUUUGGAAUAGGGGAGAUACUUCUCAUUCUUUCAUUGACGAUGGAUGGUUUGACAGGGGCUGUGCAGGAAAGGGUAAGAGCUGAGUCUUCCCCUUCAGGUCACCAAAUGAUGAAAGCCACUAAUGGAUAUUCAAGUGUGCUUCUUCUUAUUGCGCUCGUUGUAACUGGGGAAGCUUUAAGCUUUUCUAGUUUUGCCCAUCGUCAUCCUACUAUUAUUUACAACUUGUUGACAUUAGGCUUAACACAAGCAGUUGGACAGCUAUUUUUGUAUGUAAUGGUAUCAGAAUAUGGUCCUUUGGCUGUUUCAAUAGUUACGACAACCAGAAAAUGUUUCACAGUGUUAGCUUCAGUUAUAUUCUUUGGCAACACUUUGAAUUCCAGACAGUGGUUUGGUGCCUCUGCAGUUUUCGCCGGCCUUUUCUUAGAUAUAUUUUACUCUAAGGGGAAAGGAGUAGUCAAGAAAAAGGAGAAAGAAGAAGGAGCUAAAUUAUCUAAUAGUAAAUGAAUUAUGACAUAAGUAAUUUAUUUGAAAUUAAAAGCAGUCAAGAGAAAGGACAAAGAAGAGGGUGUAAAAUUAUCAAAUAGUAAUUAAAUUAUGACAUAAGUAUAAUUUAUUGUGAACAAGAAGCUGUAGUCAAGAAAACGAAGAAAGAAGAGGGUGUAAAAUUAUCAAUUAGUAAAUGAAUUACGACUUAAGUAAUUUAUUUGGAGUAAAAGCAGCAGUCAAGAAAAAGGAGUAAGAAAAUGGUAUAAACUUAUCAGAUAGUAAAUGAAUUAUAGCAUAAGUGUAAUUUAUUUUAAAUAAAAGGAAAUUUUUUGUUAAUGUU